AUCGCAUUAUGGUCUUUAUAACAUUUACAGCCUUGUCUGCUGUAUUUGUUAUAUUUGUGUUACCUGGUAAUGAAGAAACUUCCAGAACAACAGAUUUUUUUUACUGUGUAUAUUUUUUUUGUGUGUCUGACGGGAGAAGGAGGAAAGAAGCGUGAGAAAGUGUCAGCGGGAGAGGGAGAGGGUGUGUUCCCAGGUGCGCCGGCCCUCCUGUGUGUAUGCUUUGUGCUGCCAGCUAUUGUUGUACUGAUGCAACACCUCCCUGCUGCUGUCUAUAAAAGGGAAAUGCAUGAUUCACCUGUUUCAAAUCGGUUCAGCUAAACAGUUCCGACCUGUGAACUAAUAACGUCAGUCCUUAGCUCCUUCACUUUCUGGAAUGAAGAUGAAAAGUGUUCUUGUUGGACUUUUUCUUGGACUUCUUGCUGUUGUCCAGAUGACACCAGUUCCUACUGUGACCCAGAUCCCGGCCAAAGCUGAGGAGGACGUUUUCCGAGAGGCGGUGACCGACGGGUUCCUCGUCAACCACCUCUUCACAACUGAAUCGCCCGAAACGAAAGCCACUGUCCACGCGUCCCAGCAGCCGCCCUCUGACCCCAAAGAGGCAGUGACCGAGGAGCCCAGCGAGGAGCUCAGCCUGGAGCCCAGCCAGGAGCCCAGCGAAGCAGUGACCAAGGAGCCCAGCGAGGAGCCCAGCCAGGAGCCCAGCCAGGAGCCCAGCCAGGAGCCCAGCGAAGCAGUGACCGAGGAGCCCAGCGAGGAGCCCAGCGAGGAGCCCAGCGAGGAGCCCAGCGAGGAGCCCAGCGAGGAGCCCAGCGAGGAGCCCAGCGAGGAGCCCAGCGAGGAGCCCAGCGAGGAGCCCAGCGAGGAGCCCAGCGAGGAGCCCAGCGAGGAGCCCAGCGAGGAGCCCAGCGAGGAGCCCAGCGAGGAGUCCACGACCGCCGUGUUCAUCCAGCAUGGAGGUGACCACAAUACAACCACAACAGACUCAUCUACCACUCACAGCUCUCCAUCUGGCUCUACGCCCUCAUCAGUGCCAAAUGACGCCGAACCGUCAACCACCACCACCCACACCUCGGCCGCCCAGACCACUGACCCCGCUGUCUCCAGCUUCCUGAGCACUCUGAGUUCAGACUCGGGGUCUGGAGACGGAGAGGAGUCCGACCAGGACGCCACCACGAGCUCUAGCACGACCCCUGUGUCCAACACAGACAGUAGCACUGCAGCAUCGACCUCCACGGCUGCUUUUAUCCAUCGAGGACUGUUUGGAGACGGUGAAGGAUCAGGCUCAGGAUUGACAGAAGAAACCAGCACCGCACCAUCGACCUCCACGGCUAUUCUCUUCCAAUACGAAACUACACAACAGCUCACAGACACUGAAGUGUCAGGAUUGGUACCCAUGGAGGAUUCUUCAAACUUAUCAGCCAUGGAAGACAAAGCAGGUAUUAAACUACCCAUUAUUGUAGAUGGCAAUUCUCCAUCGCAGCAGGGGGCAGCGAGCGGUACACCAGGUUGGAUCAUCAUCCUUGGUUUUAUCGUCGGUGUUGCAAUGCUGGUAAUGCUGUGCGUCGCCAUCGCUACCAGAGACAAGUGGAAUGGACCUCGCCAGGUGUCCAAGCCAGAGACCAAGGCUGAUUCCUCAAACCAGCCGAGGGAACAAGAGAUGGAGACGUUCCUGCGCAGCGAGCCCAAGGAGAACGGGAAGUCAGAGUACACAGUCAUCCCUCUGGAGGAACUUCCAGAGAGUUAUUCGUCACACUGACAAGCAAGAGAACGAGAGAGAGAGAGAGAGAGAGAGACCCUCGGGGGGCUUGGGACUCAUCACAGAACCACGCGACUGUUUUUUUAACAGACAGAUUUGACCAGAGGAACAAAAACUGUUUGAGCAGAGGGCGUCUGUGGACGGCCACAGCGUCGAGCCCGUUCUGAGCAAUAAUCCUGAUCUGGUUUUUCCUGCUGACUUUCAACAACUCCUCGCCACACCCUGCCUUUGAAUCUACAGCAACACUUUGGUUGAUUUAUUUAUUUCCAUUUCAACUCUGGCAUUAACUGUAACAAACCAAAUCGGUCUGGGGUGAGAUGCACAUAUGCCCUUUAUUUCAAAAAACGACUAAAGAAAAGUCAGCGCUUCAUUUCCUUUUGUGUCCUUGUAAAUACUUAAUAACAACAGUUUUUAAAUCUCUGUUGUGAGAAAAUGAUUGUUUUUGUCAGUGCCUUCUUUCUAAUGUAACUUAAAUCACUUUGUAUAAUAUUAUUAAAGACUGUGAUGUGGAUUGUAAAUAAAGCAGCUUUUUUCCCCACGUU
Messenger RNA from Hippoglossus stenolepis (Pacific halibut), 2298 nucleotides. Its product is annotated as cell surface glycoprotein 1. The transcript is spliced from 6 exons. The record is from RefSeq and is a predicted model, not a curated record. Bases 374 to 1756 code for a protein of 460 amino acids. NCBI's taxonomy places the organism in Eukaryota, Metazoa, Chordata, Actinopteri, Pleuronectiformes, Pleuronectidae.